Ilyonectria robusta is the source of this 1088-nucleotide messenger RNA. RefSeq lists its product as uncharacterized. The record is from RefSeq and is a predicted model, not a curated record. NCBI's taxonomy places the organism in Eukaryota, Fungi, Ascomycota, Sordariomycetes, Hypocreales, Nectriaceae. The coding region runs from base 157 to 708 and encodes 183 amino acids. The transcript has a single exon.
CUGAUAUUCUCACAACUCGCUUCCGGAGAAGGCGGAGGCGACCCAAAUAAAUAGGCGUGGGGAAAUCAGAUUUACGCAAACAGCCGAGGGCGAAGGAAAAGGAAAAGGAGAGGCCAGGGCCAAGGCGACCGAGGCGAUGACUCCUUCGAGAGAGAGAUGACUCGAUUGAGAGAUGCGUCUCCGUCCCCAAUCGCAGCGGCGCGGCCAGCAUGUGCUUCGAGAAAUCAGGCCAUGCAAUAUCCAAGCUUUGAUGCCAAGCGAGGGCGUGCGUUAAAGGAGGCGAGGCUGGCGACUUGCGAGCCAUUGCGGCCCAACCAACGGCCGUGGCGGAGCUGGCGGCGCUGUCAAUUUCUACGUGUCGCUUGCAUCUUGGCGUCUUUUUUACGCUGGAUGCGCGCGUUGGUGAGGUUGUGGCGAGCACACAGAGUGGCGGGACCACCUUUUUUGGCCGUCGUCGAGAUCUUCGGGUCGGGUAGAUGCUAUGGAUCCGAAUCUACACUUUCUGCAAGUUUACGGAGCCCUCCUGUCUCCGAUGCGCCGGUUCCCUGGAGAUGGGAAUGUGGAAGUGGCCGGUUGCACCGGGGUCCUGGUCUUGGGCCUGGUUCCAUGGCUGAUGGGUUCCCGCCAUGGACGGGAUGCGUUCGUUCCAUCGGUCGACGUGCAUGGGCCGCAGAGCCUCAGCGCCCUGGACUAUCCCGUGAUGCAUGAGCCGAGUUUCCAGAAUCGGCAGUUUUUUUUUCCAUCUUGCAUCCAUCGUUGCGGCGCAUUGCGUCUUCGUCUGGUGAGCUGGCGGGGAGAUGGGUGGGAGUUCCGGUUGGCGAGGGCCCAGAUUGGCGGGUCAUCUCCGCGAACCUACAACCUCGCGGUUAAUAACGUAAAAAGUCGUGCGUUGGCUUCUCCGAGUUGGAUCAUAAGUGAGGGAUGUUCUUGCACGAUAAAAUGAAGUUUCCGGCAUGUUGGACAUGCUGCGGGUUCAUGCAUGCGGCCUAGCCUGGCCGUGUGGAGACAUCAAGCCGGGCACCGAGUUGAAUGAAUGAUAUGAUAUGACGGCACAAGAAUAGGAUUCCAUUAGAUGCGAAACUAGUCAC